This is a messenger RNA of Nezara viridula (southern green stink bug), 2242 nucleotides long. The record is from the annotation of a GenBank genome assembly. Lineage: Eukaryota; Metazoa; Arthropoda; Insecta; Hemiptera; Pentatomidae.
AAAUAUAUCUAUAUUAUUAUCAGGAUUGGAUCCAGCAGGACCUCUAUUCGAAUCCCAGGACCCAAAGGACAGAUUAGAUUCAACAGAUGCUAAAUUUGUGGAUGUAAUUCAUUCCAAUGGAGAAACCUUAAUACUUGGAGGAUUAGGAUCAUGGCAACCAAUGGGACAUGUAGAUUUUUAUCCAAAUGGAGGGCGAAUGCAGAAAGGAUGCACAAAUCUUUUUCUCGGAGCAUUCACUGACAUUAUUUGGUCUGGGGCUGCUUUGGAAGCAAGAUCAUUGUGCAACCACCGGAGAGCCUAUAAAUUUUUCACAGAUAGUGUUUCUCCACGUUGCCAAUUUCCUGCAGUACCAUGUCAUUCUUAUGAUGCAUUUUUGAAUGGGGAAUGCUUUCCAUGCAAGGGAAAAUUGUGCCCUAAUAUGGGGUAUUAUGCUGAUGAAACCCAGGCGAGAGGUACACUUUACUUGGUUACUAGAGAUGAAGAACCAUUUUGUGCACAUCAAUAUCUGGUUCGUGUCGAAAGCUCCCCUAGUGAAACACCUGUAGUAAGUUAUGGAAAAAUUCAGCUAACUAUAGUAGCAGAUGCACAAAUAAAUGAAACAUUCACUUUAACACUAAAAGAUGAUGAGGAAUUGGUUGUUGGUGGUUCGCUAUCAAAAAUAAUUGUGCCUCAUCCUGCACUUCAAGAAUUCAAUCAUAUUGGUCUUUUGUAUACAGCAUAUUCUGGCUGGAUAUCAUCUGGCUUGGCCAAAUGGAGCAUUGAUAAUGUUUCUCUCACUGACAGCUUUGGAAAUAAAUUGUCUAUCUGUCAAAAGGGCCUUAUAUUGGAAUCUGGUAUUGAAGUAGUUCUUCCAUUAAUGCCUGGCUCUUGCGGAGAUAAUAUUACAGAUGUUUCUGUAGGAAAUAGUUCAUUAAAUAAUGCAAGACGAAAUACAACUUCUUAUGUUCCUACUCAAGUUGUUUACAUAGGAGACGAAAUCCUUGAAGCCAAUCUGACUGACAGAGUGUACAAAAUAUGGGAAGCUGAAAAUGAUAACAAAUUAGAAUCAAGCGAAUAUGGACGCUCAUUAAAGGAGAAUAAAACAAUUGAAACCACAACUGAAAUAACUACAACUACUACAGACAACUCAUCAGAAAUUAAUGAACCAAUCCUAGGUCCUACAACACCAAAAGUGAAAGAAGUUGAUCCCAUUGAUUUGAGUCCACCGCCCAUGGGUGCAACAGAAUCGUGGGUACAUUGGGAAGUACCUCAUAAAAGAUCAAAAAAGAUGGACUUUGAUAGAAGUACAAAUGAAUCUGAAUCUAGUCUACGCAGCUUAACAAUUCAGCUUUUUCCUCAGAGACUAAUUUCAUUUUUGGAGCAAGCUGAAAAAUAUGCUCGAGCAGCGUUUUCACCUUAUCCUGAACGUGUUCCAAGGAGGCUUACUCUAUUUUGGUCACCGAAAAGAGAAAGUGGUCAAGGACCCCAGCCUGUUAUCAAAAAGUAUAUACCAUUAAGUGAUAGCAGAUUAAGUCCAAUAUUAUAUGAAAAACUUGGGGACAGCCCAAGAAGCUUAGCUGAACCAGUCGAUAUAGUGGAAAAUUCAGAUGAUUAAUAAGAAAUUUUAUAUAUGAUAUAUUUGAUUACUCGAAUUAACCAUAUAAGAUCAUUCAAUCUGAAACUAUAUAUCUUAUUUGUUUUACUUUUUUUUUUGUACAGUAACCUUUUUUCUCUCUCUAUUUUAAAUUUUUAAUGUACAAUCCUACUGACAGCGUUAUAUUUAAGAAUAUAUAUAUUUUUUUUUAUAUUUUCCCAUAUCUUGGCUUUUCGGCUAUUAGGGGUUUUUCCUGGGCCAGGAAAGAGAGGUAGGGCAUUGAUCUAAGAGUUAAACGCUCCCUGGCAUCAGGACCCGAACUCAUAAUUUUCUGGUUGCCAAGCAAUGUGUAAAUUGCAAAUAUGUUAGCCCACUCGGCCACCCUUCUCCCUCAAGAAUAUUUAUUGCAAAAAUCAUUCUUUGUUCCUUUAUGCAAACUCCAUAUUUCAUGUAAAACAUAAAAGAAAUAUAUAUUGUACAGAGUCCUACAGUGGGACUAAUUGUUGUUUGUACAUACUUAGCAUUAAGUAGAUAUAUAUAUAUAAAUAUAAAUAUUUUUAUACUGGCAAUAAUAUAUAACUGUAAAUAAACAUUUAGUCAUAUAAUUCGUACUAGUAAGGGAAUUUUACUUUACAGCCUUUAAAAAAAAGUAAUAGUUUUAUCUAUUUU